AUGGGCGAAGGGCAAGAGUCAAGCGGGCGGGGAAAUCAGAAUACAGUGGCAUAUGAAAGUAUAGCUCUGCAGCCUACUAGUGGACAGCAGCAGCAGGAGCAGGAGAGCCCUCAAAAUAUACAUGAUGUUGACCAGCGAAGACAAUCCCUGAAUCGAGUACGGUUUUCGUCUGAUAUCGACCGCGUCGCCGAACAAACGGGAUCGAUUUCGAGAGAGUCAGACUCUGAUGAGACCUCUCCAGCGACGACGCCCGUUUCGGCUUCACUAGGGGUGCUUCCUACUGGACGCAACCGAGGCUACUCCCUUCGUCGAGCCCUCUUCAACCGGAAUCUCGUAACGCAACAACAGCCGGAAGAGCCAGACCUAGAACGAAAUGAAGCUUCUACUAGUGGACAGACCGACAAAAAGACCAUUGACACUGUUACAUCUCAGAAGGUCGCUACGGAAAAGGAAGACUAUUCCUUUCUACCACAACAUUCAGACUUUCUGAAAUCUACGACCUCCUUCCUGACAGCAAAGCCACGACAGACGUUUUCCAUUACCCAUACGAUAAACAGCUGGCUCGCACUUCUACUCUCCCUAUUCAAAACACACGUCCUGCGUAUCAAGGACAUCCCUCCGAGUGCUGACGGUCGAUAUGUUGACCUUGAUGCCUAUAACAGUAAACCCCGGAUCGAUGAGCGAACCGGCAAGCAUUAUGUAUCAAAUACAAUUCGCUCGAGCAGAUACAGCCUGUGGAGUUUUCUCCCUCGUCAGUUAAUCGCGCAGUUCUCAAAACUCGCAAACUUUUAUUUUCUAUGUGUUUCCAUUCUGCAAAUGAUACCCGGGUUGAGUACCACCGGUACUUUCACCACUUUAGCGCCGUUACUUAUCUUUGUGGGGAUCUCCAUUAGCAAAGAAGGAUACGAUGACAUCCGUCGAUACAGGCUUGACAAGGAGGAGAAUAAUCGAAUUACAUCUGUACUGCGUCCGUCUCAGGAGGUGCAAGAUGGAUCGUAUGAAUCAUUACCAAUGACAGCUGGCGAUAUGAGCUCAAAGGCCACAGAUCACCCGCAACCGUGGACGAAUGUCAAAUGGGUCGACAUAAAAGUUGGUGAUAUCAUAAAACUUGAACGCGACCAGGCCGUGCCAGCGGAUAUUGUCCUGCUACACGCCGAUGAUCCCAACGGGAUAGCGUAUAUCGAAACCAUGGCAUUGGAUGGCGAGACAAAUCUCAAGAGCAAAAAGCCAUGUCCUCUAGUUGCCAAAACGUUCAACUCAACUGAUGAUAUCAUCAAUGACAGAUCAACACACUUUGUUCUGGAGGAUCCAAACAUGGACCUCUACAAAUUUGAGGGUAAUGUCACCGUCGGAGGCGAAACCGCACCCUUGACGAACAACGAGGUAGUUUACCGCGGCAGCAUCCUCCGAAAUACCCAUGAAGCAAUCGGAAUGGUAAUAUAUACUGGAGAAGAGUGCAAAAUUCGUAUGAAUGCUACCAAGAACCCUCGCAUCAAGGCCCCAGCAAUUCAGGGCGUUGUCAACCGAGUCGUGGUACUUAUUGUCAUUCUGGUUCUUUCUCUUGCUGGUGCAUGCACAAUUGCAUAUAAAUACUGGUCACGCAGCACGGAACGCAUGUCUUGGUAUCUUGAGCAAGCAAAUGUUUCUUUCGGCCCGAUAUUUUCCUCUUUUUUGAUCAUGCUGAACACAAUGAUUCCAAUCUCGCUGUAUGUGACUUUGGAAAUCGUCAAAGUCGCCCAGAUGUUCCUACUAAAUGAUGUCGACAUGUAUGACAAGACAUCAAACACUCCAAUGGAGGCCAGGACUUCGGCUAUCAAUGAGGAACUUGGGCAGAUCAGAGGUGCUAACUGGUGCAGUUAUGUAUUUUCGGACAAGACCGGCACCCUUACCGACAAUUCGAUGCGAUUCCGUAGCAUGAGCGUUGCCGGAACUGCCUGGCUUCAUGACCCUGAUCUGGUCCAAGAAGCUGCUAACGAGACUACAAAGCAAAUACUCCUCCGCAGGCAAAGCAAGGGCAAGAAACCUACUCGUGCCAAGUCAUUUGGUGAUUCAAGCCAAGGUCGACCAUCGGCAGUAUCUAGACGGUCUGGGGUAUCUCAGGCGACUGCCCGUGAAUCUGGGACAUGGAAACCCGGCAAAAAGUCCCGUUUUUACAGUGGCGGUAAGACUACAGAAAUGCUGCAAUACGUCAAGCAAAAGCCUCACACGCUAUUUGCAGUGAGGGUGAGAUUUUUCAUCAUCGCUAUGGCCCUGUGCCACACUUGUCUACCGGAGUGCGGACAAGAUGGCGAGUAUACAUUCCAAGCUGCAUCGCCGGAUGAGGUUGCCCUCGUCACUGCUGCAAAGGAAUUGGGAUAUCUAGUCUGUGACAGACAACCAAACAGCAUCACAAUUCGGCGGUCGGAAGGCAAUAACAAGAGUAAUGACACGAUCGAAGAGACAUACGAAGUACUGGAUAUCAUUGAAUUCACCAGCUCACGGAAGCGCAUGUCAGUCGUUGUGCGCCUACCAGAUGGCAGGAUUUGUGUCUUUACUAAGGGUGCAGAUUCGACUAUCACAAAACUCCUGAAGCAGUCUUCCCUGGCCAUUGAAAAGAUACAUCAAAUCGAGCAUCGCUCCAAUGAACGCAAGGCAAUGGAAAGCAUGGAAAUCAUCCGCCGGAACAGUGAGCAUAUGUCUCGUGGCGGCAAAAAGAGCCUUAGCAUCCGUCGACCCAGCUUUGUAGGCCGGCGAUCAAGCGUUUCUGGCAAACCGGGCCCGUCUAUCCGCCAGAGUAUCGAUGUAUGGCUACGUGACCGCGAGACGGACGGUGGCUUAGAUAUCAAGGAUGACGAGCAUGAGAUGCAAAACUACAACCCGCGCCCGUCUGUCCAACUUGGCAAUGGAGGAAGUCCCCGGGUUUCGUUCCAAACCGAUGAUGGAAUGGUGGAGGAAGACCUGGUCGAUGAAUCCCUGGUGACUAAUGAAGCACUAGUAUUUGAACGCUGUUUCCAGCAUAUAAGCGAUUUCGCGACGGAAGGGUUGCGUACCCUGCUGUAUGCCUACCGAUUUAUUGGGGAAUCGGAGUAUAAGGAGUGGAAACAGGUGUACAAGGAAGCAACGGUCAGCCUUGUUAAUCGGCAAGAGAAAAUAGACGAGGCGGGUGCACAGCUUGAGACACAGCUAGAGUUAAUCGGUGCCACAGCGAUCGAAGACAAGCUUCAGAAGGGCGUUCCGGAGGCAAUUGAUAAAUUGCGACGGGCAAAUAUCAAACUUUGGAUGUUGACGGGAGAUAAGCGCGAAACGGCAAUUAAUAUCGGUCACUCGUGCCGACUGGUCAAGGAUUACUCGGCAGUCUUCAUCCUUGACUAUGAGACAGGGACUGUGAAGCAGACGAUGGAAUCUACAAUCUCAAGUCUCCGCGCCGGCGGGGUGGUGCAUUCUGUCAUUGUGGUGGAUGGCCAAACGCUAUCGGUGAUUGAAGGGGAUGAUGGACUCCGGGAACUCUUCUUCGAGCUGGCGAUCCGUGCAGACUCGGUGAUAUGCUGCCGGGCGAGCCCCAAGCAAAAAGCAUUCCUUGUCCGGUCGAUUCGCAAGCGGGUCAACGGUGCCAUCACCCUUGCGAUCGGUGAUGGAGCGAACGACAUUGCAAUGAUCCAGGAAGCACAUGUUGGAAUCGGCAUAACAGGCAAGGAGGGACUGCAGGCAGCCAGAAUAUCUGAUUACUCUAUUGCGCAGUUCCGGUUCCUGCUGAAGCUGCUGCUCGUCCAUGGACGAUGGAACUACGUGCGGGUGUGCAAGUAUACCCUAGGCACCUUCUGGAAGGAGACGCUGUUCUACCUAACUCAGACAAUGUUCCAGCGUUCUAAUGGGUUCACUGGUACCAGUUUGUAUGAACCCUGGAGUCUGAGCAUGUUCAAUACGCUGUUUACUUCGUUGGCGGUGAUAUUCCUGGGCGUGUUUGAAAAGGAUCUUGCCGCGAGCACGCUGUUAGCAGUGCCGGAGCUGUACACCAAGGGCCAGCGCAACGAAGGCUUCAACAUCCCUGUCUAUCUCGGCUGGGCGACGGUGGCGGCAUGCGAGUCAAUGAUGGUGUACUUUGUGAUGAUUCGACUAUUUGGCGAUGCUAUCUUCACGGUAGACAACGGCAUCUACGCCAUGGGCCUGCUUACUUAUUCGGCCUGUGUGAUCAUCAUCAAUGUCAAGCUGCAAUUUCUUGAAAUCCACAACCACACAGUGUUAACGUUGAUCCCACUGGUGGGAUCGAUAGGCAUCUGGUGGCUCUGGAACAUCAUCUUGUCAAAACAGUACAAGUACCACGCCAUCUAUAAUGUGCGGGAUAACCUUAUCCACUUCACUGGGAAAAAUGCUCUCUGGUGGACAACAUUGAUUGUGAUUGUGGCCAUCGUAAUCUUGUUCGAGAUUACCAUGGUCACAGUGCGCAAGACGCUGUGGCCUACGGACGUGGAUCUGUUCCAGGGGUAUGAGAAAGAUGGAGAUGUUAAGAGGCGUUUUGAAGAGGCGGCUGCUUCGGAGCUGGCGCAGGGAUGGGAAAGGCCCGGAAAGUAUGGGGGCAACGAUGACGACGGUGCCAGCGAAGAGGAUCACGAGCAUGAGCUACAGCUCCAGGAUCUCAUUGAACGGAGGACCAAGGAGGAGCAUCAACAGCCAUAG
Trichophyton benhamiae CBS 112371 is the source of this 4653-nucleotide messenger RNA. RefSeq lists its product as uncharacterized. Bases 1 to 4653 code for a protein of 1550 amino acids. Gene Ontology annotation, cellular component: plasma membrane. Lineage: Eukaryota; Fungi; Ascomycota; Eurotiomycetes; Onygenales; Arthrodermataceae. The transcript is spliced from 2 exons. The record is from RefSeq and is a predicted model, not a curated record. Gene Ontology annotation, biological process: post-Golgi vesicle-mediated transport; intracellular protein transport; phospholipid translocation. Gene Ontology annotation, molecular function: ATPase-coupled intramembrane lipid carrier activity; magnesium ion binding; ATP hydrolysis activity.